AUGACAACGACACCUGAGAUGGCGGAGCGGGAGCGAGUGGAACAAGAACAGCAACAGCGUCCCACGUCAGCUGAUGCCGCUAUGGGACAUCCAGUUCCAAUUCCCCCGGUGGCAACACCACAAACAAACAAGAACCAUGCCAGUAAUGCCACACGGCCUGCCCCCAUUCCGAAUAAGCGCUAUUCAAGUUGUCGAGUUCCAGUAAUUCCACUUGCGAACCUGAAGAGGGGAGGCAGUGGUACUGGCAGUGAUAGCAAGAUCCAACGACUUGAACUCGGCGAGCUCGACCGUGGACUCGAGGGACCUGGAUCACUGGCACCACCAUCACCUUCUCCUCCUCAUCCACCGCCACCAGCAGCAGCAACAGCUGCGACACCUUCACCGCCAAUCCCAAACCAUAACAAAGGCACCAAAGCCACAGAAGACCAGGGCCAGGCUGCCGCUCCCGAACAUGACGCGUGGUCGCUCGAUAGUUGGGACCCGAAUUAUCGUGAGAAGGAAUAUACCGUGUCAUGCGGUCGAUGUGUGGUCAUGUGA
Molecule: messenger RNA, 537 nt
Organism: Exophiala dermatitidis NIH/UT8656
Lineage: Eukaryota; Fungi; Ascomycota; Eurotiomycetes; Chaetothyriales; Herpotrichiellaceae
Exons: 1
Coding region: 1-537 (178 amino acids)
Source: RefSeq, a predicted model, not a curated record